Molecule: messenger RNA, 465 nt
Organism: Cylicostephanus goldi
Lineage: Eukaryota; Metazoa; Nematoda; Chromadorea; Rhabditida; Strongylidae
Source: the annotation of a GenBank genome assembly
AUGUGGAGCCAGGUGCUCAGCGAAUGGAAUCGAAGGCAAAUGCCAGCAAGAACAACGGCAGCGAUGAAAGCUGCGCACGCGAAGCUGGUACGGCGCAUCACGAACACCGAUGCGACUGCUGCCGCCAGGAGGGUUCCUGGUAAGGGAGCCAUAGUGAGCGAAAGGCCAGAGGAGGCCGCGACCGGCCUGAAAACACCGAGGCCACGAGAUGAGAGUGACGAGAGUGCCAUGAACAUGGAUGCAAGGCCGAAUUUAACAUCUGAUCGAACUGAGAGGGCCAUGCAGAGGCGAAGGCUAGAGAAGCACUUUCAACAACUCUAUAGAAAGGCAAAGGUCUCGAGCAAAAGGCGGCCUAUCAAGAGAACGUUGGAAAGGAUACCAAGCUACCUGAUGGAAGCUGGAAAUGAUAUACUAAAAAGCACCUCGACCAGAAAGGCCGAUACAGCAAGACCUUAUCGGCACUAA